AUGUCCACAAUCCACAGCGAGGUGUCCCCCGCACUGACCUGCAGUUACGGCGUCCACACGUCUGUCCUCACGUCUGUCCUCACGUCUGUCCUCACGUCUGUCCUCACGUCUGUCCUCACGUCUGUCCUCACGUCUGUACACACGUCUGUCCUCACGUCUGUCCUCACGUCUGUCCUCACGUCUGUCCUCACGUCUGUCCUCACGUCUGUCCACACUGUCCCACGUCUGUCCUCACGUCUGUCCUCACGUCUGUCCACACGUCUGUCCUCACGUCUGUCCUCACGUCUGUCCACACGUCUGUCCUCACGUCUGUCCUCACGUCUGUCCUCACGUCUGUCCUCACGUCUGUCCUCACGUCUGUCCUCACGUCUGUCCUCACGUCUGUCCUCACGUCUGUCCUCACGUCUGUCCUCACGUCUGUCCACACGUCUGUCCUCACGUCUGUCCUCACGUCUGUCCACACGUCUGUCCUCACGUCUGUCCUCACGUCUGUCCUCACGUCUGUCCUCACGUCUGUCCUCACGUCUGUCCUCACGUCUGUCCUCACGUCUGUCCACACGUCUGUCCUCACGUCUGUCCUCACGUCUGUCCUCACGUCUGUCCUCACGUCUGUCCACACGUCUGUCCUCACGUCUGUCCUCACGUCUGUCCUCACGUCUGUCCACACGUCUGUCCUCACGUCUGUCCUCACGUCUGUCCUCACGUCUGUCCUCACGUCUGUCCUCACGUCUGUCCUCACGUCUGUCCUCACGUCUGUCUGUCCUCACGUCUGUCCACACGUCUGUCCUCACGUCUGUCCUCACGUCUGUCUGUCCUCACGUCUGUCUGUCCUCACGUCUGUCCACACGUCUGUCCUCACGUCUGUCCUCACGUCUGUCUGUCCUCACGUCUGUCCUCACGUCUGUCCACACGUCUGUCCUCACGUCUGUCCUCACGUCUGUCCUCACGUCUGUCUGUCCUCACGUCUGUCCUCACGUCUGUCCUCACGUCUGUCCACACGUCUGUCCUCACGUCUGUCCUCACGUCUGUCCUCACGUCUGUCCUCACGUCUGUCCACACGUCUGUCCUCACGUCUGUACACACGUCUGUCCUCACGUCUGUCCUCACGUCUGUCCACACGUCUGUCCUCACGUCUGUCCUCACGUCUGUCCUCACGUCUGUCCUCACGUCUGUCCUCACGUCUGUCCUCACGUCUGUCCACACGUCUGUCCUCACGUCUGUACACACGUCUGUCCUCACGUCUGUCCUCACGUCUGUCUGUCCUCACGUCUGUCCACACGUCUGUCCUCACGUCUGUCCUCACGUCUGUCCACACGUCUGUCCUCACGUCUGUACACACGUCUGUCCUCACGUCUGUCCUCACGUCUGUCCACACGUCUGUCCUCACGUCUGUCCUCACGUCUGUCCUCACGUCUGUCCUCACGUCUGUCCUCACGUCUGUCCACACGUCUGUCCUCACGUCUGUACACACGUCUGUCCUCACGUCUGUCCACACGUCUGUCCUCACGUCUGUCUGUCCUCACGUCUGUCCACACGUCUGUCCUCACGUCUGUCCUCACGUCUGUCCUCACGUCUGUCUGUCCUCACGUCUGUCCACACGUCUGUCCUCACGUCUGUCCUCACGUCUGUCCUCACGUCUGUCUGUCCUCACGUCUGUCCUCACGUCUGUCCUCACGUCUGUCCACACGUCUGUCCUCACGUCUGUACACACGUCUGUCCUCACGUCUGUCCUCACGUCUGUCUGUCCUCACGUCUGUCCUCACGUCUGUCCUCACGUCUGUCCACACGUCUGUCCUCACGUCUGUCCUCACGUCUGUCCUCACGUCUGUCCUCACGUCUGUCCUCACGUCUGUCCACACGUCUGUCCUCACGUCUGUACACACGUCUGUCCUCACGUCUGUCCUCACGUCUGUCCACACGUCUGUCCUCACGUCUGUCCUCACGUCUGUCCUCACGUCUGUCCUCACGUCUGUCCUCACGUCUGUCCUCACGUCUGUCCACAAACGUCUGUCCUCACGUCUGUACACACGUCUGUCCUCACGUCUGUCCUCACGUCUGUCUGUCCUCACGUCUGUCCACACGUCUGUCCUCACGUCUGUCCUCACGUCUGUCCACACGUCUGUCCUCACGUCUGUACACACGUCUGUCCUCACGUCUGUCCUCACGUCUGUCCACACGUCUGUCCUCACGUCUGUCCUCACGUCUGUCCUCACGUCUGUCCUCACGUCUGUCCUCACGUCUGUCCACACGUCUGUCCUCACGUCUGUACACACGUCUGUCCUCACGUCUGUCCACACGUCUGUCCUCACGUCUGUCUGUCCUCACGUCUGUCCACACGUCUGUCCUCACGUCUGUCCUCACGUCUGUCCUCACGUCUGUCUGUCCUCACGUCUGUCCACACGUCUGUCCUCACGUCUGUCCUCACGUCUGUCCUCACGUCUGUCCUCACGUCUGUCCUCACGUCUGUCCUCACGUCUGUCCACACGUCUGUCCUCACGUCUGUCCUCACGUCUGUCCUCACGUCUGUCCUCACGUCUGUACACACGUCUGUCCUCACGUCUGUCCUCACGUCUGUCUGUCCUCACGUCUGUCCACACGUCUGUCCACACGUCUGUCCUCACGUCUGUCCUCACGUCUGUCCUCACGUCUGUCCUCACGUCUGUCCUCACGUCUGUCCACACGUCUGUCCUCACGUCUGUCCUCACGUCUGUCUGUCCUCACGUCUGUCCUCACGUCUGUCCACACGUCUGUCCUCACGUCUGUCCUCACGUCUGUCCUCACGUCUGUCCACACGUCUGUCCUCACGUCUGUCCUCACGUCUGUCCUCACGUCUGUCCUCACGUCUGUCCUCACGUCUGUCCACACGUCUGUCCACACGUCUGUCCUCACGUCUGUCCUCACGUCUGUCCUCACGUCUGUCCACACGUCUGUCCUCACGUCUGUACACACGUCUGUCCUCACGUCUGUCCUCACGUCUGUCCUCACGUCUGUCCACACGUCUGUCCACACGUCUGUCCUCACGUCUGUCCUCACGUCUGUCCUCACGUCUGUCCUCACGUCUGUCCUCACGUCUGUCCUCACGUCUGUCCACACGUCUGUCCUCACGUCUGUCCUCACGUCUGUCCUCACGUCUGUCCUCACGUCUGUCCUCACGUCUGUCCUCACGUCUGUCCUCACGUCUGUCCUCACGUCUGUCCACACGUCUGUCCUCACGUCUGUCCUCACGUCUGUCCUCACGUCUGUCCUCACGUCUGUCCACACGUCUGUCCUCACGUCUGUCCUCACGUCUGUCCUCACGUCUGUCCUCACGUCUGUCCACACGUCUGUCCUCACGUCUGUCCUCACGUCUGUCCUCACGUUCUUCUCUGA
Molecule: messenger RNA, 3369 nt
Organism: Knipowitschia caucasica
Lineage: Eukaryota; Metazoa; Chordata; Actinopteri; Gobiiformes; Gobiidae
Source: the annotation of a GenBank genome assembly